Molecule: messenger RNA, 981 nt
Organism: Phytophthora sojae
Lineage: Eukaryota; Oomycota; Peronosporomycetes; Peronosporales; Peronosporaceae
Exons: 1
Coding region: 1-981 (326 amino acids)
Source: RefSeq, a predicted model, not a curated record
AUGAACAUCCAAGCUCUUCUCCUCGUCGCGGCUUCUAUGACUGCGCGCGCCUCCGCCGAGUUCACCGUCACCUCUGCAGUCACUGAAGCUGCCACCUCCACCUCGGAGAACGCGGCCUUCGUCAAGCAGUGGACGCUGAGCGCGGUCAACUCCGCCGACACCAUCGACUCCAUCGACCUGGACCUCGCCGGGCGCGUGUACGUGAGCUACGUGAGCGGCCUACCGAGCGGCGUGCUCGGCUACGUGAACGUGUCGGGCGACUCGCAGACCGUGGUUGACGCUGUGACUGUCACCAACGAUGACACCAAUGACAAUGAUGCCGACGAUACGAAUGACACGGAUGGAGAGCUCAACAUCCGCAUCGGCAACAGCACGUCUACCGCUACGACGCUCAGCGGAUACCUGCUGACGGAGAUCUUCCUGGCGUCCACCGGCGUCGUGACGGACGUCAAGAGCCAGCGGUCGGCCCAGGUGGUGGUCGAGGACGGCGUUCUGGCGUCGAAUAGCACCACCGCGGAGCUGCAGGUGGAGACGAGCGGCUCCAGUGCCGUGUACGUGUCGGCGGCCAGCACCGACGUGAGCGCGCGCCAGCUGCACCUGGAGGCGACCGGCACGUCAAAGCUCCAGUUCAUCGUUGACAGCGUGUCGGUGACGGAGCUCGAGCUGGAGACGCAGGGCACCGGCACCAUCUGCAUCAGCGCGCAGCAGGUCACGGCCACCACCUACGAGGGCAAGGGCGCCAGCCGCAUCUCGAUGCCCAACGCGUCCAACAAACACGACUCCACGGGGUCGCUCACCUGCGACGAGUCCAGCGUUCCUGCCCGCGAGCCUUCGUGCGUGUCGAGCGCUUGUGCUUCAUCGUCGACCGCGGGCACGGCCGGAUCGACGACCGGCAAUGUCGACUCGAGCGAGUCGUCAACUACCCGCCUCGCUGCGCUGGCCGCUGCACUGAUCGGUGCUGCGGCUGCCAGUCUGCUGUAG